Linum trigynum is the source of this 2262-nucleotide messenger RNA. NCBI's taxonomy places the organism in Eukaryota, Viridiplantae, Streptophyta, Magnoliopsida, Malpighiales, Linaceae. The record is from the annotation of a GenBank genome assembly.
AUGAUGUUUCAUGCUCAAGGUCCUUCAAGGAAUCAUUGCAGUCUCCUUGCGGUUCACUGUGGCACAACCUUUGAUAUCAACCACAAUCACUCUUCGUCUCCCUCGGACGAUUAUUAUGAACCCAGAUACCCUAUUCCACAGCUUGCAUCUUCAGGGCGUCUCGAGGUUCAGGUACUGACUAACCCAACUACAGAUAGCUUCAGGCAGGUGCUUCAGUCCUUGGAGCCCAACAUUGUGUAUCUGCAAGGGGAGCGAACCGACUAUAGUGAAGAAGUUGGAUCACUGAGAUGGGGAGAUGUUGGCUUGUCCUAUCCAGAAGCCUUAUGCGACCUCUUUAGUUCAACAUUGCCUGACACUGUGUAUUUGGAGACUCCAAAUGGGGAAAAGUUAGCUGAGGCACUUUAUUCUAAGGGGGUUCCAUAUGUCAUAUAUUGGACGAGUACAUUCUCGUAUUAUGCCGCUUUACACUUCCGUCAAGCGUUGUUCUCUGUGAUACAAAGUUCUUGUAGUCACACAUGUGAUGCAUUCCAAUUAGCUCAUGCGUCAUUCAGGCUUUACUGUUCACAAGACAGUAAUGGUAUCCCUUCCAAUAACCAGAAAUCUUGCAGUAAAUCCGGACCAUGCCUGCUUGGGGAGCCUCCAAAGAUUGAUAUUACCCCAGCUGAGACUGAUGCGGCUGAUGAGGAAGGCUCCCCUGAAAAUCUUCCUGCCAUAAAAAUAUAUGAUGAUGAUGUGAACUUACGUUUUCUUGUUUGUGGUUUACCCUGCACAUUGGAUGCACGUUUAUUGGGAUCUUUGGAGGAUGGGCUCAAUGCAUUGUUGAACAUUGAGAUUCGCGGGAGUAAGCUUCACAAUAGGACUAGUGCUCCCCCACCUCCACUCCAGGCGGGGACGUUUUCUCGUGGUGUAGUAACCAUGCGGUGUGAUCUGUCAACAUGUAGUUCUUCUCAUAUAUCGCUUUUAGUCUCUGGUAGUGCACAGACUUGUUUCAAUGAUCAGCUUUUAGAAAAUCAUGUUAAACAAGAAAUUAUCGAGAAUAGUCAGCUAGUCCAUGCCUUGCCUACACCCGACGAAAGCAAAGGACCUACGUCUGAGCCAAGGAAAUCUGCUUCUAUUGCAUGUGGGGCAAGUGUAUUUGAAGUUUGCAUGAAUGUUCCUAUGUGGGCUUCACAGGUUUUGCGCCAGCUUGCUCCUGAUGAAUCUUACCGCAGCUUAGUUAUGCUUGGAAUAGCUAGCAUUCAAGGGUUGUCUGUUGCUUCUUUUGAAAAGGGUGAUGCAGAGCGCCUGCUUUUCUUUUGCACGAAGCAGGGGAAAGAGCUUCAUAUUCCAAACAACCCUGUUUUGACUAGGCCUCCUAGCUGGUUGAUACCUCCUGCACCCAGUCGAAAAAGAACCGAGCUAUGCCGAGAAUCUAAAUCCUUUUCUGGUGUAAAAGGCGAAAAGAAUUUUAAAGAGAAGCUGAAUAUUGCAGCAAUGAGGCCCAUUCCUCACACACGUCGUCAUAAGAUGCUCCCUUUCUCUGCGUUUUCUGUGGCUGAACGGUUUGAUGGAGACCAAGUGAAAGCCAACCUACUACCGGUUGCUCCUCCAAAGCAUAGUUCUGGUGGGGCCACUGCUCCUGUUAAUGCACACCGGAAAUCAACAAGUUCUUAUCAGGCUCAGCAGAUUAUCUCGCUAAACCCACUACCUCUGAAGAAACAUGGCUGUGGCAGAGCCCCAAUACAAGCUUGCUCGGAGGAAGAGUUUUUGAGGGAUGUGAUGCAGUUCUUGAUUCUUCGUGGACAUACUCGUCUUGUCCCUCAAGGUGGUCUUCCAGAGUUCCCUGAUGCCAUUCUCAAUGCUAAGCGUCUUGACCUUUUCAACUUGUAUCGAGAGGUUGUUUCGAGAGGUGGGUUUCAUGUUGGAAAUGGCAUUAACUGGAAGGGACAGGUCUUCUCAAAGAUGCGAAAUCAUACACUCACCAACCGGAUGACAGGUGUUGGGAACACACUCAAGAGACAUUAUGAAACCUACCUUCUAGAAUAUGAAUUGGCUCACGAUGACGUGGACGGAGAAUGCUGCUUGUUGUGUCACAGUAGCGCAGCCGGAGAUUGGGUGAAUUGUGGUAUAUGCGGGGAGUGGGCUCACUUUGGCUGUGACAGGCGGCAGGGCCUCGGCGCCUUCAAGGACUAUGCUAAAACAGAUGGACUUGAGUACAUUUGUCCCCAUUGCAGCGUAUCGAAUUUCAAAAAGAAGUCGCAGAAAACGGGCAAUGGGUACUGA